AUGCAGGCUCUUCAGGUUCUGUCUCUGACUCUGCUGUCUGUGCUGGCGGUCAGCGCUCAGACCAUCAGCUCUGGAAAAUGUCCACAGCCAUCUGUUCAGCAAAACUUUGAUCCUGCUAGGUACAUGGGCAGAUGGCAUGAGAUCAUGAAGAUUCCAGCCCCAUUCCAGUUGGGAGACUGUUGCCAGGCCACUUACACUCUGAGUGAUGGUAUUGUGCUGGUUCGAAAUGAUGAGCUUCUUGCUAAUGGCACUGUCAGCUUCAUUGAGGGAACUGCCAAGAUUGUUGAUGCAUCAGAGCCUGCCAAACUUGAAGUCAGCUUCUUUGAAGAUGCUCCUCCUGGCCCCUACUGGGUGCUGGCUACUGAUUAUGACAACUACACCCUGGUUUACUCUUGCUCUGAUUUCGCCGGGCUCUUUCACGCUGAGUAUUCCUGGAUCAUGAGCAGAACCCGCACACUUCCAAAAGAGACCGUCUCUGAGCUGUUAGGCAUCCUCAAAUCCCAUGGCAUCAACACUGAUGUUUUCACUGAGACCGACCAGAGACUGGAGCUGUGCAGCAGCAUGCCUUGAUAUAGCUGGCUUAUAACUAUUGUGAGAUGUGUUGUUGUGGUUUAAAAAAAACAACAACAAAUGUAAUAUUCCCUACAAAAUUCUCUCAAUCAGUUAUCUGUGGCAUGAGAAUAUGUAUACAUAAAUCUUCAAAGUAAAGUUUGUACAGUACUGAAUUGUAUGUAAACUAAAGUUUUUAGUUUUGUGAGUCUAUUUCUGGUGUCACUUUUCUUUCUUCAAAGUUUGUCUACAAAACAUCUACUGUGUAAUUAAAUCAAAGGUGUUCCUAAUUCA
Molecule: messenger RNA, 843 nt
Organism: Carassius auratus (goldfish)
Lineage: Eukaryota; Metazoa; Chordata; Actinopteri; Cypriniformes; Cyprinidae
Product: apolipoprotein D-like
Exons: 4
Coding region: 1-570 (189 amino acids)
Biological process (GO): response to reactive oxygen species; lipid transport; tissue regeneration
Cellular component (GO): cytoplasm
Molecular function (GO): lipid binding
Source: RefSeq, a predicted model, not a curated record